Messenger RNA from Paramecium tetraurelia, 1626 nucleotides. RefSeq lists its product as uncharacterized. The record is from RefSeq and is a predicted model, not a curated record. The transcript has 4 exons. Gene Ontology annotation, molecular function: aspartic endopeptidase activity, intramembrane cleaving. Gene Ontology annotation, biological process: membrane protein proteolysis. Lineage: Eukaryota; Ciliophora; Oligohymenophorea; Peniculida; Parameciidae. Gene Ontology annotation, cellular component: cytoplasmic side of endoplasmic reticulum membrane; lumenal side of endoplasmic reticulum membrane; membrane.
AUGAUUUUUUUUUUAAUUAUAAUCUCUAUUGAUUAAUUUUAAGCUAUAAGAAACUUAGCCAUAACAUUGGGUCCUUUAACUUAAUAGUCUAUUACCUAUGUAAUUUAUUAGGAUGAGCAACUUAAUUAAUAAUUUAGCUUAAAGGAGACUCGUUGGAGCAAUUGUUCUCCAUUGGAUUUAUUAUACAUUAAAUCUAAUGUGAAUUAACAAGUUGCAUAUACUCCCUUAAAUAUAAUAAACACUGGUGAUAAAGAUUUAAUUAUAGAUUCUUUGAGUCUUACAACUUAAAAAGGCUAGACUAUGAAGAUAGCACUAAAUAAUACUAAUAAUAUUGUAGUCCAGAAAAAGGGAGUUGAGAUCAUAAAUAUCCAAUAUUUUUGUGAGAAGAAAUUAGCAAAGGAAAACUAUUGGGCUGUAAUUGAUAUUACCCUCAAAAUAUCCAAUCAAUCUCUGAAAUUUUCAUAUUAGUAUAUUUGCGAUCCUAAUUUCCAUCCAAAAAGAUUUGAUUGGAGCUAUUUGAUUUUAAUUGUAACAAUGUCAACUUUUGUCCUCUUUCUAGCGAGGUAAUAAAAAUUAAGUGCAUUUAAAAUCACCUAUUAUGAUAAAUUGAAUAAUAAAAAUGUUGUUGUGUUUUAAGGAUUUCAUUUAGGUUUGAAAGGGGCUAUUAUAUAUAAUACUAUAUUUGCUGUAGGUGUAAUUGCAGCAUAUGUAUUUGAAAAAGCAGUAGAAGAAUUAGAAGAAAAUAUAGUUCGAUGCUUUUGCUUAAUAUUUGGAUUUAUUUUAAUUAGUGAACUUUGUUACAAAAUGAAAUUUUUAAAAAUACGAAUCGUUUCCAUCCUAAGGGCUUGCGAUAUCAUUGGAUUACUUGUAACUAUUAUAACUUUACAUUUGUAUGUAGAUCUUAAUGAACCUUGGAUUAUUAGCAAUUUAUUAACGAUCUAUUUGGUUGGGACUUCAAUCAAGUUAUUCAAAAUAACAAGCUUAAAAAAUGGAUUGCACUUUUUUAUUCCCUGCAUAAUAAUGGACAUCCUUUUUUCAAUAUAUGGUAGCUUUUUUGUUCGCUAUGAGUGGGAUAGUCUUGUUAUGAAAUACUUUAAUACACCUCUUACUGCUUAGUUUCCAUACUUCUAUCCUAUUUAUAAAAAAAAAUGCGGCUGGUUGUCCAUCACUUCUAUUUUGUUUCCUGCAUUUUUCCUUGCUUAUGCCCAUAGAGUUGAUCGAUAUAAGGAUUCUAUAAUUUAUAGAUUAAUAUCAUAUAUAGGUUUACAAGUUGGAUUGACCUUAUGGUUUACAUUUUCAUCUCUUUAUUCUAUACCUUUGCCUGUUUCAUCAUUUACUCUAUUUCCAACAAUAGGAAUUAGUGCUAUUAUUGCAUUUCAGAGAAAUGAAAUUAAAGUGAUGUGGAAUGGUGAUUUUUAUGAUCAAGUUUUAUUAAAUCCUUGGAGACAUUAAAUUCAAGCAGGGGAAAGAGGAUCAAUUCAUGUCUUGAAUAAAAAAGGAAACGAUGAAACGGAAUUACAAAAUCUUGCAGAUUAAGAAUCAUAAAAUUAAUAAACUUAACUUCUAAGAAUAUCUAGAGGUUAAAUUAAAUUACACAACGAGUUAUUUUAGGGAUUAUUGGAUUGA